This is a messenger RNA of Selaginella moellendorffii, 2633 nucleotides long. RefSeq names its product protein NPG1. The transcript has 6 exons. NCBI's taxonomy places the organism in Eukaryota, Viridiplantae, Streptophyta, Lycopodiopsida, Selaginellales, Selaginellaceae. Gene Ontology annotation, molecular function: protein binding. Bases 309 to 2426 code for a protein of 705 amino acids. The record is from RefSeq and is a predicted model, not a curated record.
AAAGCUCACCUUGCAACGAACACUUUUGACCUAAUGGAUUAAGCUAAUCUUUCUUCCGUGCGAUGGUGCGGCGGGCGACGGCUAUGGCGGCUUCGUUCCUCAAUCGUGACGCCAUGGAGGAGCUGCGAGGAGCGAGCCGAUUGCGCCAACGCAAUGUCGAGCGCCAUGAAUGAAGCUGGCUUGGCCGUGGCUUAUGCCGUUUGCUGCUCUCGCAGGGUUUGGGCGCAAGCCAGCGAGUUUGAAGUAUAAUUUUUUGGAGGCAUCUCUCUUUUGUUUUUUUCUCGCGGGGAGAGGAAAGAGAAAAGAAGAUGAUGUGCCACUGUUCGAGGGAGCAAUUCAUGUUCGAGGAGAGCAUGAGCUCUCCGGAGGCCGCGAACGCUUCCAUGGACGCGGCCGCCAGCGGCCUCUCCGCGAAAACCAUGGAGGGUGAGGCAAAGCUAGACGAAGGCAACAUCGAGGAGGCCGAAUCGUCGCUCCGGGAAGCUUUGUCUCUCAAUUUCGAGGAAGCGAGAGCAUUGCUGGGAAGGCUCGAGUAUCAGCGAGGCAAUGUGGAGGCCGCGUUGCAAGUUUUCGACGGUAUAGAUAUCACCACCAUUGUUCCGAGGAUGAGACACUCUCUCGCGGAGAGGGGCCGGCACCGGCGUGGGCGAUCUCGGACGGAAUCCGGCCAGAGCAUAUCGUUGCAUGCUGCAAGCCUUUUGCUCGAGGCGAUCUACUUGAAAGCGAAGUCCUUGCAGAAGCUCGGCCGCCUGAACGAUGCUGCUCAGGAAUGCCGAAGUAUUUUGGAUACGAUCGACUCGGCAUUGCCGCAGGGGAUUCCAGAAAGUUGGAGCGGCAGUAAGCUCCAAGACAUCGUGAGCAAAGCUGUGGAGCUUUUGCCGGAGCUCUACAAAGAGGCGGGAUUAUAUCAGGAAGCCAUCUCUGCGUACCGGCGAGCUCUACUUAAUCCCUGGAACCUGGACUCCGAGUGCUCGGGAAGGAUACAGAAAAGCUUUGCGGUGUUGCUGCUGUAUGGUGGAGUCGAGGCCGGAGCUCCGAGCUUAGCAGCACAGGUGGAAGGCGCUUUCACUCCGAAAAACAACGUAGAAGAGGCAAUUCUCCUGUUCCAGAUCCUCCUCCGGAAGAACACUUUGAGAAAGCUUCCAUGGGACUACACCAUCAUGGAACAUCUCUCGUUCGCACUUUCCAUCUGUGGUCAGUCGCACGCCUUGGCUCAGCAGUUCGAGGAAGUUUUACCAGGAACUUAUGGCAGAUCCGAUAGGUGGUACAACCUUGCUCUCUGCUACAGUGCCGCGGGACAGGGGAAAACAGCGGUAAACGUCUUGAAGAAAUCGCUCAGCCACCUCGAGCGGCCAAACGACGUUCCAUCGCUUCUUCUGGCCGCAAAACUGUGCGUUGAGUCCCCGGAUCUUACUCGCGACGGAGUGGAAUAUGGCCGAAGAGCGAUCCUGUUCUCGGAAGGGAAGCUUGGAUAUCUCAAGGGGAGAUCGCGUCACCUGCUCGGCGCUGCGCUUGGGAAAGAGGCCAGGAAUGCCAAGUCUGACGCGGAGAGGUGCGCUCUCGAAGACGACGCGCUACGAACGCUGCAAGACGCAGUUGCCAUCGAGAAAAAGGAUCCUUACGCCAUUCUCGACUUUGGCAUGGAGUCUGCGGAGAAAGGAGAUCUCAGUACGGCACUGGACUGCGCAAAGUCAUUCCUUGAGCUUACCGGCGGCUCCUCGAUCAUAGCGUGGCGCUUUCUGGCUCUGGUUCUAUCCGCUCAACAGCGACACGUCGAUGCGGAGGUGGUGAUCAAUGCUGCUCUGGAAGAAACUGCAAAGUGGGAGCAAGCAGAGCUCCUCCGGACGAAAGGAAAGCUCCAGCUCGCUCAGAUGCAAACUAGCGAGGCGAUCAAGACUUUCAUGCUGCUGCUGGCUCUUGUCCAGGCGCAGAGGAAAACUACUGGAUCAUCUUCCAAGAAUGGAGGCGACAGCGUAUCAGAAGUUGAAGUUUGGCAAGAUCUGGCCGGCGUUUAUACAUCGCUGUCGCAGUGGCGUGACGCGGAGAUGUGCUUAGAAAAAGCACAGGCUUUUAAAAAGUCUCCUGCUACAACAUGGUUCCAGACAGGAUAUCUCUACGAGUGCCGUGGCCAAGAGGAGCAGGCCAUGGCUUCGUAUAACAACGCUCUGUGCCUGGAUCCCGACCACGUCCCGAGCCAAGUAGCUCUCGGAGGCGCGCUCAAGCGCAGCGGCAGCAAAGCUUUCCCGGUUGCCAGGAGCUACCUCACGGCAGCGCUGCGUUUGGAGCCAAAGAACUACCUCGCGUGGUUUAAUCUCGGACUCGUCCACGAAGAGGAGGUCCGGCUCAAAGACGCGGCUGCAUGCUUCCAGGCCGCAUACUUGCUCGAGCAGUCGGCUCCGGUGGAGAAAUUUAGCACUCUACGAUAGAGAACCCGGCACAGAGUUUUAACCUCGUCAACAAGCUCGUAGCAUUCAAGCGAUGGCCAGCCAAGAAGUUUUGGACUAAAACCGGUAGGCAAAGUUCGCAAGGUUCUUUUUUUUUUCUUAGUUUCUCACUUUGUGUACACUUUGUUUGUAACAAUGUAUCAUUCUAACAUUUCUUCGAGUCCAAAAAAUUCUUUUUUCUUCAGCUAA